Hibiscus syriacus is the source of this 1317-nucleotide messenger RNA. Its product is annotated as NPL4-like protein 1. Gene Ontology annotation, cellular component: nucleus. Gene Ontology annotation, biological process: ubiquitin-dependent protein catabolic process. Gene Ontology annotation, molecular function: ubiquitin binding; ubiquitin protein ligase binding. The transcript has 4 exons. The record is from RefSeq and is a predicted model, not a curated record. NCBI's taxonomy places the organism in Eukaryota, Viridiplantae, Streptophyta, Magnoliopsida, Malvales, Malvaceae. Bases 60 to 1298 code for a protein of 412 amino acids.
UAAAUUCAAACACAAUUCACGAUUCCACCAUUCUUAGACGUUGCCGUAUCGCUUCCAAGAUGUUGCUCAGAAUCCGCAGCCGGGACGGCCUCGAACGGGUCCAAGUCGGCGGCCCUCACAUAUCAAUCUUCCAAUUGAAAACGCUUAUCCAAUCCCAACUCCAAGUCCCCAUCCAAAACCAAUUCCUUUCCACCGAUCGGAAUAUUCUUCUUGUUAAAAUCCCCGCCGACCUCCUCCGCUUCUCCGACAUGGCCGACCCUUCGGCCCCGCUCUCCGCAUUGAACCUCUCCCACGGCUCCGUUGUUUUUCUCUACUAUCAGGGCGAACGCAACGUCCGCGGUGGACCCGCCGUUACCCCAGCCGGAUCGUUCGGACGUAAGAUGACAAUGGACGACCUCAUUGCUAAACAGACACGGAUCACCCGCCAGGAAUCCCCUCAUUGCGACUCCGUUUCCUUUGACCGCGAUUCCGCUAACGCUUUCCAACAGUACGUCAAUGAAACACUGGCGUUCGCUGUGAAACGCGGCGGGUUCAUGUACGGCACCGUCUCGGAAGAAGGUAGGUUAGAAGUUGAUUUCAUUUACGAGCCGCCUCAACAAGGAUUGGAUGAUAAUCUGAUUCUAUUAAGGGAUCAGGAGGAGGAGAACAUGGUUGAUGCCAUUGCGGCUGGGUUAGGGAGGAAGAGGGUGGGGUUUAUUUUUACCCAGACGGUAAUGCAGGUUAAGAAAGACUACAAUUUUUCGAACAAGGAGGUUCUACAGGCGGCCGAGCUUCACGCCGAGAGUGCGCAGAAGAAGUGGGUGACCGUGGUGGUGAAGCUGGAAGCCAAUGAAGAUGGGGGUGCGGAUGUACAUUUUGAGGCUUUUCAAAUGAGUGAUAUGUGCGUUAAGUUAUUCAAAGAAGGAUGGUUUGUGACUGAGUUCGGAGAGAAUGAUGACCCGAAGCUUUCGAAGAUGAAGAAAGCUGUGGUGGUCGGCGGGAAGGAUGUUGAGGAGGUUGAUAAUGAUUUCUUCUUGGUGGUGGUGAAGAUUUUAGACCAUCAGGGUCCUCUGUCAUCAACCUUUCCCAUCGAGAAUCGGAACAACCUGGUGACGGUGAGGAUUCUUAAGAAUCAUCUAGAUAGGAUGAAGAGUGUUCCGUUCCUGAAGAGAAUUUCGGAUUUCCAUUUGCUACUGUUUCUAGCCUUGUCACAGGGGCUUGGUUCAGAUAUCCCAGCACUUGCAGAGUGUGUUAGCAAAGGAACACCGGUCUCGGAAGGUUAUCAGCUCCUAAUUGAGUCGAUGGCCAACACAGCUUAAUGUCACUUGCUACUUUAUU